AUGGAUUCCAGUGCGCCCAACGGAGGCUUGUCGCCUCGGGCUUUUGCGAUGCAGCACCAGCGUCCUCGGGCCAGUUUCCAGGGAUGUUCACGAAUCUCCGACUACGAACUCCUCGGGAAGUUGGGUGAGGGUACUUUCGGUGAAGUUCACCAUGCGAGAUCUCGCAAGACCAACGCUCAUGUCGCCGUCAAAAAGAUCAUCAUGCACCACGAAAAGGAUGGCUUCCCCAUCACGGCAUUGCGAGAAAUCAAACUUCUGAAACUGCUCUCUCACAAAAAUGUCCUGCAGCUGGUGGACAUGGCUGUGGAGCACCCUCAGAGAGCCAGUAAGUCGCUCAUGCUCAACUACCCAAUUCGCCAGCAGCAAUUCCUGACCCGAAUUGUGACAGGCGACAAGCGCAAGCGCCCAAUUAUGUACAUGGCAACCCCGUACAUGGAUCACGACUUGUCGGGCCUUCUCGACAACCCUUCCGUUCAUUUCACCGAACCGCAGAUCAAAUGUUACAUGCUGCAGCUCCUCGAGGGAUUGCGAUAUCUGCACGACCAACAUAUCCUACAUCGAGACAUGAAGGCUGCCAAUCUUCUCAUCAACAACAAAGGCAUCCUCCAGAUUGCCGAUUUCGGUCUGGCAAGACACUACGAAGGGCCCACGCCCAAGCCUGGACAUGGGGCAGGAGAGGGGAAAAGGGAAUACACCGGCCUUGUCGUCACUCGGUGGUACAGACCCCCGGAAUUGCUGCUUCACCUGAAAAGAUACACAACCGCUAUUGACGUUUGGGGUGUUGGCUGUGUCUUUGGCGAAAUGCUUGUUGGAAAGCCGAUUCUAGCUGGUGAGAGCGAUACACACCAGCUCGACAUAAUUUGGGAUCUGAUGGGGUCGCCCACGCCGGAAAACAUGCCCCUUUUCAACACUCUUCCUGGUGCUGAAGCAGUGACCCCACGCCCUCGGCCUGGUAGCAUUACCAACAAGUUCAGAGAGUACGGAACCGGAGCAGUCUCUUUGCUUAAGGAGCUUCUCAGACUCGACUGGAAAAGUCGCAUAAACGCCGCCGAUGCGCUCAACCAUCCAUACUUCAAAAUGGCUCCCAUGCCAGCUGAACCUGGAGACCUACCCACCUUCGAGGACAGUCACGAACUAGACAGGCGAAAGUUCCACGAUCGUCAGGCAAAACUCCCACCAGCGCCCAAGGGAGGCACGGUGGGCAUGGGCCCCGAGGCGCACGGCGCGAAUGCCGGUUUCAACAAUACCGAUGCUUACAGCAACCGCAAUGGCGUAAACGGUCGGAAUGCCAAUGUACCCGGAGGUCACAGGAACGGCGGCGAUGAACGCCGACCAGCUUGGCAGCGCGACAACAGAGGCUUACCUCCGCGACCGCCCCCACCCGAGUAUGCUAACGGCGGCCCUAUGCCACCCCGCGAUGACUACCGGGACAGAGACAGAGAUAGGAGGCCGAGAAGUCGAGGAGGAAGAGGUCCUGACGUAGACACGUAUAUCCCGAGCUACAGAGACGAUGUUCCUCCACGACAUAGAGACGACCGGCCUCCUCGCGACCGACGCCGCAAUAGUAGAGAUGAGCGAUGGCACGAGCGAGACUGGGAUCGCCGGACGCGCAGCCGUAGCCGCUCUCCCAUGCGGGAACGGGAGGCGUACCGCAGAUGA
Colletotrichum lupini is the source of this 1659-nucleotide messenger RNA. RefSeq lists its product as uncharacterized. Bases 1 to 1659 code for a protein of 552 amino acids. Gene Ontology annotation, molecular function: ATP binding; cyclin-dependent protein serine/threonine kinase activity. The record is from RefSeq and is a predicted model, not a curated record. Gene Ontology annotation, cellular component: nucleus. The transcript is spliced from 4 exons. NCBI's taxonomy places the organism in Eukaryota, Fungi, Ascomycota, Sordariomycetes, Glomerellales, Glomerellaceae. Gene Ontology annotation, biological process: protein phosphorylation.